CACAUCCACGAUAUAAUUGAACAUCUGAAUUAUCUUCUUCACCAUGCAACCACCCCCCGAAACAACCCUCGCCCUAGCUCAGCCCAAUGACAUCCCAUUCAUCGAGGCCAUGGUAUGCGCCGCAUACACAAAAUAUAUCCCGCGCAUCGGGAAGCCGCCCGGGCCGAUGACAGCCGACUACCACCAACUUUUGGAGACCCAAGAGGUCUGGGUCCUUCGACUCGGAAAUACGAUAUUAGGGUCCAUUGUUCUAAACUCUGCACCCGAUCAUAACGCUUUGAGCAUUAAUAACCUGGUUGUUGACCCUGCUGCGCAGGGAAAAGGCUACGGGCGCGUGCUGAUGGCGCAAGCCGAAGCCGUGGCGCGGGAGAGGGGAUGUACGGCAUUGAAGCUGUUUACGAAUGUCCAUAUGUUUGAGAAUGUGGGGAUGUAUACUCGGAUGGGCUUUACGGAGUUGGAGAGGAGGUUGGAUGGAGGGUAUGAGAGGGUGUUUUUUCAGAGGGAGCUGGUUUAAUCCUUGUACCGGAUGAGUGAAUGGGGCGUUGGGCUAGAAUGGUGGGAAUCAGGAAUAGAUAUGCUAGUGUGUGGAUUUAGUAAGCUUUUUUGAUCAUGAAAUCUGCUUCUAACGCGUCAUCGUGGG
Molecule: messenger RNA, 640 nt
Organism: Aspergillus campestris IBT 28561
Lineage: Eukaryota; Fungi; Ascomycota; Eurotiomycetes; Eurotiales; Aspergillaceae
Product: GNAT family N-acetyltransferase
Exons: 1
Coding region: 44-514 (156 amino acids)
Molecular function (GO): acyltransferase activity, transferring groups other than amino-acyl groups
Source: RefSeq, a predicted model, not a curated record